AGGGAAAAAGUGGUGUAAAGUGUCUGAGUCGCGAACCUGCAGCUGGAGUGUAUGAGGGGAGACAGUAAGACAGAAGAGGCGCAGGUGGGGGGAGCAGUGCAGCCCCUCUCGGGGUGUUUUUGACUGAACAUGGAGGAAAACAGCAGCUCCCUUCGUUUCUAUGGGACGCGUCACGUGACCCCGAGUUCGGCUCGUGACACACGGACGCAGGCUCGAGGGACGAAAAACUUAACCGUCAGUCAGACAGACUAGCAUCCACAGCGGGAGGAGGAGAGAAAAACAGCCCCAGAGAGGAGAAGGAGCGAUAGGAGGAGGGCGGUGGAGCAGCCCGGCUCGGAAAGGUCGUUUUAGUGGCUUUAGCGGGUCUGUUUCUGUUCAGAGGAGCGGUGGGCUUCGCCGCCACAGCUCCCCUCGCUCACCGGACUCGCGCUCCGCCGCGGGGACGAGCAGUAUCAGACCGACCCCAGAUGCUGACCUAGAGUCCACCUCCCCACCGCUCAUUGGAACAGAACUGCUGUAUUCUGUGCUGCUGUUGGGUCCUGCACUGUCCUGUUAGGGUCAUGUCGUCUCUCGUCCCUGAAUGGCUGGGAGGGCUCCGCCUCGAGCAGUACUGCCCCACCUUCCGGGAGGCGGGCCUCCAAACAUUGUGGGAUUGUCGGGAGCUGAACGCUGCUCAGCUGGAGCGCAUGGGCGUGGCCUUGCCGGGACACAGGAAGCGCAUCCUGGGAAGCCUGCAGAAGCUCUUCCCCUCAGAACGAGGGAAUGAAGGAGAGACUGAGCGAGAGAAGGACGGAGACGAGGAGGAAAGACCCGUUCCAAUGGAAAGGACGAAGUUCCGAUCUCCAGGGGCGGCAUCAGAAUCGCUGGUGCACUUGUCUCAAACCGGGAAAGUCCGGAAUCUGAGCCAGAACGUUGCCUCUAAUCUCGGGACGCAGGACAAAGCUCCUCCCCCCAUUCCCCCUCGGCAGACCCUGAACCGUCCGCCUGUACCUUUUACACCCAUUUCUGUUACCGCGGCGACAACCGUCAGCCCUGUAUCCGUGAGUGCCAGCUGUCCAGUGUCUCCGACUAGCACAGGUUUACAAGUAGCCAAGCCCGUGCUAGCCCCUGCCACUCAAACCAGGCCGACGCCUACUCCGAGGCCACGCCCGGAAAGCCUGCCUCUUAAAGAGACGGUGCCCAAGCAAGACAAAAAACCUUCUCCCAUCUCCCCCUCGGUCUCUUCUUCCUCGUCAACGUCGCCCUCGUUGUCAUCUUCUUCGGAGCAGUUCCACCUCUACGAGCAGUGUUCUUCCCCUGGACAGGCCGAGAAGGGCAUACCCCCUCUACCUCCCAAAUCUUACUCCAUCGGGACCCCCAAAGAGGCUAAGGUGACUCCUCCUGGGAGACCUAAGCGCAGACCCCCCAUACCACCUCGCGGCUCCACCACCUGUAACACCACGGCUCCACCCAAAAGCCCACCCACUCUCAGCUCCUCUCCAGCAGAUGAUCUUUUGGAUGCGGAUCAAGCUCCGCACGUCCCACCCCGACCCAAAUCUCACCAGGAAAGCCCCAAGAAAGGAGUUCCUUUAACCCCCUCUCAGAGCAGGCUGGUGGACUCUUCGGACAGUUCAGAUGAGUAUGAGGACUUGCACAUGGACAAAUGCGGAAACGGUGAUCCCUUAGACAUGGCAGACAAGAGCACGUUCCUGCUGGUUCCUGGCCAGUCUAAGCCCCGCUACAACAGCCUGUGCAGUGACGAUGAACUGCUUGAGGAUGAGGGUGACCUCUGUUACGAACCUGUGCCGGACAAGAGAGAUUUGUGGAUCGAGGACUACGGCUCACUUCCCAGCUCUCAGAACAGCAUCUAUCUGCCAACCACAGGACAGGUUUUAGCCCAGCCCCCCAAAGCAGACUCCACCCCUCAGCUCACUCCAGUCAUUAAGAUGGGCUGGCUAGACAAGAACCCUCCACAGGGGUCACUGAUCUAUCAGCGGCGCUGGGUCAAACUGGACGCUGAUUACCUGAGAUACUUCGACAAUGAAAAGGAUGUCUAUUCAAAACGCAUCAUACCAACCUCCUCCAUCACGGGGGUGGCUAAUGUGGGAGAUCAGAAGUUUGAAGUAGUCACGCACAAUCGGACGUUUCUUUUCCGAGCGGAGUGUGACUCUGAGAGGAAUGAGUGGGUGUCAGUGCUGCAGGAUAUGACAGGUCCAGCUCGUGCAAGAGUGAGCAGAGAGUUGACCCUUAACCCCUUGGUGACUUGUGAGAUGAAAGGUUAUCUGGAGCUGCGGGGCCUGCGCUCCAAACUCUACACCGUGGUGUGUGGAGACAAAGUCUUCCUCUACAAGAACGCUGAGGACUAUAAGCUGGGCAUUGGGAUUACAUCUAUAGACAUGAAUGUGGGGAACGUGAAAGACAUGGACAGAAGAGCGUUUGACCUGACCACUCCCUACCGUAUAUUCAGUUUUGUAGCAGAGACUGACCAGCUAAAAGACCAGUGGGUGGAGGCCAUGCGCAACUCCAUCGCAGAAGCACUGUCCAAUUAUGAGGUUGCUGAGAAGAUAUGGGGGGAGCCAGCCAAUCAGAAAUGUGCCGACUGUGGUGCCAUCCAACCCGAGUGGGCAGCCAUCAAUCUGUGUGUGGUCUUCUGCAAACGCUGUGCAGGAGAGCACCGUGGUCUCGGCCCCAGCAUAUCAAAAGUACGGAGUCUGAAAAUGGACAAGAAAGUGUGGACUGAUGAUCUAAUCCAGCUGUUCCUGGUAGUGGGCAACGAUCGAGCCAAUCAGUUCUGGGCGGCUAACGUCCCUCCUAGUGAGGCGCUGAGUGCGUGCAGUAGCAGCGAGGAGAGACGGCGCUUCAUCGCAGCUAAAUACCGCGAGGGGAAAUAUCGGCGUUAUCACGCGCUCUUCGGCAAUCAGAAAGAGCUCGACAACGCGUUGUGUAUAAACGUCCAGUCUAAUGACGUUUGUGAGACUCUGGCUCUGGUGUUUUGCGGUGCUGAUGUGAACUGUGACACGGGCAACCCUGACCACCCCUCUCCUGCUGCCCUGGCAAUGCACCACGGACAAAACCUGCAGGUGGAGUUCCUCACGCAGAACCGCAACACAGAGAUUCCGAGGUCAGAAGUGAAGCUUGCUGUUCACGCAGAGCACUACAUGGCCCCGCCUUCCAUCACACACAAUGGCUUCCUCUUUAAGACCGCCUCCAUGGCCCGUCCAAUCACAGAGCGGAAGAACAAAGAAGAGUUCAGCAGGCGUUGGUGUGUGCUGAACGAUGGCAACUUUAAUUACUACGAGAGUGAUAAGAUUGCCACACCCAACGGCGGUCUGAAGAUGAGAGAAAUCGUCUGUCUGGCCGUCAAUCCUCCUGAGACACACGGGUAUGAUCACUCGUUUGAGAUCUACUCGGACGCAGAGCGCCUCUACCUUUUCGGCACUGACAAUCCUGAGACCAUGAAGGAAUGGGUCAAAUCCAUUGCCAAGUCCUUCAUCCCUGCGUGUGCGGAGGACUUGCUGCAGAAGGAUUUUGAGAGGAUCGGCCGGUUGCGCUAUAAAGACCCACUCAACUUGGAGAGCUCUAAGGUGGGCUGGUUCUGCCUGGUGGCCUCCACCCUGCACGUGUGCCUGGAGGAUGGCCAUGGCCAGGAAACCAUCCACCUGCAGAAGCUUCUAGAACUCUCGAGGGAUAAUGAAGUUCUGGUGCUUGUUGAGCGGGGCAGGACCCUGUACAUAGAGGGUGAGAGGAAGCUGGAUUUUUACGGCUGGGCAUCAGCGAUCGAGAGGGCUGCUGGGAGUUCUGGAGAUACGCUGAGUCAGCAGCAGCUCACCGAGGCCGACAUACCGGUUAUAGUGGAGCGCUGCAUUCACUACAUCACACAAUACGGGCUGACGUCUGAGGGUAUCUACCGUAAGAGCGGUGUGAACAGUAAGAUCGCCGCCCUGCUGGAGGCUUUCAGGCGGGACGCUCGCUCUGUGUGGCUGAAAGAGGGGGAGCAGCAGGUGGACGACGUCUCCAACGUCCUGAAGAGGUUCUUCAGGGACAUCGAAGAGGGCCUGUUCGGCCAACAAACACCCAACUGGCUCAGCACUACAGCUGUUUCGGAUGAAAGCAGGAAGAUCUCUCAGUAUCAGUUACUCUUCAGCGACUUGCCUAGAGUCAACAAAGCUACACUACGCACGCUGGUCAAUCACUUAUACUGCGUUCAGCGCUUCUCGGAACUGAACCAGAUGAACCUUCAUAACCUGGCCAUAGUGUUUGGGCCGACGCUGUUCCAGACGGACGGUAAAGACUACAACGCCGGGCGUGUGGUGGAGGACCUCAUUCAGCACUACAUCACCAUAUUCCAUGUCAAUGAACAGCAGUUGAAGACCCAACUUGACGAGAUCACGUACAUCAUUAAGCUGAGAGACAACCUCAACCCUAAAACGGGGCCGGUGGGUGUGCAUGCCAGUGGUGACUUUAUCUGUACAGUGUAUCUGGAGGAGAAGAAGGAGACGGCGGAGCAGCAUGUGAAGAUCCCUGCUACUAUGACGGCAGCUGAGCUGACAUUUGAGAUUCUGGACCGGCGGAAAAUCACAGUGAAAGAGAAGGACUACUGGUGCUGCUUCGAGGUCAACGAGAAAGAGGAAAUAGAACGUCCACUGCACUAUCAGGAACGUGUGUUACCCAUCCUGCACUCUCUGGGCACAGACAGCCACCUACUGGUGAAGAAGAAUUACUACAUGGAGGCCAUGCUGGUCUACCUGGCCAGUAAGGUGGAUGUGACCAAGCAUGGCAUGCUGAAGUUCAGAGAGGAGAAGAGUCUGCUUGGUCUGACCACCGGCAGCUUCAACGACAGAUACUUCAUGCUCAACCAGACAUCACUCCGACUCUACAAAGAUGUCCGGAGUAAUCGAGCUGAGAAGGAGUGGCCAGUCAAGUGUUUAAAGGUGUAUCAGGGCAUCAAGAAGAAGCUCCGCCCCCCAACCUGUUGGGGUCUCACUGUUGUCUAUGGGAGUGAAAAAACAGAGAAGCAGGAGAAACAGCAGUGGUAUCUCUGCUGCGACACUCAGACUGAGAUGAGAGAAUGGUUCGCUACGUUUUUGAGCAUACAGCACGCAGGGUUGCUCUGGCCGGCGGAGUGGGUGAAGUCUCGAGCCGCGAGUCGCUCGACGCCGCUGGACGCUCGCCUUGGUAACGUCUCCCUCAUUCCUCUCCGUGGCAGCGAGAACGAGAUGAGGAACAGCGUGGCUGCUUUCACUGCCGAUCCCCUCUCUCUGUUUGGAAAUCUAUGACCACGAAGUAAAGGUGUCAGCUUAGAUCUUCUGAAUGCCGGUUCAUGGCCAAGCCUUUGUAGAUGAUUCUGGAAUAUAUGAACUAGUUGGACCAGUAGGAUCCUGUUUUAACAUAUUGAACUAUAUGGAGUAUUGAGGUCCAUGUACAGUCACUGACUUUGUCCUUCAACUCGUCUUCCAGGAAUACGUUUUGAUCCACAACUCCAAAUGUUUCACUCCAGUUAUUGUUUCCUGGAAUUAUUUCUGCACCUGAACUGUUGUUUGUCACGUUGGGGGUGAAGUUUACCUGACCAAGAAGGUUCCUUCACACACACACUGCCCUGGUGGAUUUCGGAAUAUGAUCUGUAAGUGUUCCUCGGACCGGUCUGAGAAAAAUAACAGGUUCUAAGAAGGUUUACUGGAUCUGUGCAUUAUGGACUGGACCUGCUGAACUGUUGUACAGCACUGUGUGGUUGUUACUCAUGUGAUAUGAACAGAAUACUAGUAUUGCAGUUCAUAUCGCUAAAGAUUGCAGCUGUGUUACACUUGCGAUACUUUAAAAAUGCAUUAGGGAAUCAAAAUAAUUAUCCUUUAGUGAGAUUACAUGACCCCUUGAUGAUUCAUCAAAACGCCCGCAGAAACUCAUCUAGAACUGUGAUUGGUUUAGGAUGCUCACAGCAUGAAGGAAACAACACUGUGAUUGGUCAGAGGCUCAUUUGCAUGUUGGCUUCUGGGCUGGCCCGGAUAUUAUAGACUUAGGUUACUUGAAUGAAUAUCUGAAAACAUGUUCUCAAAACCAACCUUGAAGAAACUAAUCUUUAUGUUUCAUAGUUAACUGUAAGCUAUUUAUUAGCUAAAUUUAAAAUAUUUUGGAAAAUCGUAAAAUGUGGCCUGUGCAGCAAUUAUGGAAUAUUUCAUAUGACCCCCCACCCACCCAAAUAGAUUAAACUCUUCAAAUAGAAUACAGAAAUUUGAGUAUUUCAACAGAAAUUUUGCACUAAAGUUUCCAAAAAUGUCACAUUUAAGUGUUUAAGUCGAGGGUUUUUCCAACCAUUGGACCACGGACCACAAGUGGGCCACAAGGAAGCACCCUCUGGUGGUCCUUGGGCCUAUAUUGAGGAGGGGCAGAGGUCAGUAGUGGGCUGGUGCAUACUUUUUUAAAAACAUUUUUAAAAAAUAUAAAACGUUUUCCAACAGUAAACAAGUUUACACUCCCCCCGACUCGUCCACUCACGGGUGGAUGGUAUAAGAUAUUUAACGAGUUAGUCUAUUUUGUUAAUAUUUCAGUGCUGGACACCCAAACAUAACGGUUUUCCAAAAAUGAAAUCUUUAAGCAACAAAGUUUAUUUUUCUGUGGCCUUCAUGCUUUCUAGUGAUAAACUGGUGGAUUUUGAGGUUGAGAAUCGUAGCUAUAGAGGAUGAAUUCCACUUGAAAACAACAAAACAUGCCACUUGUUUGUUUCAACUAUUGCACAUGACUACAUGUUCAUUACUGCAAAAUUGAUCCAGUAGGUAACAAAAAUGUAUUAAUAACGUACUGGUGAAUUAACUGAAGUCAGCCUGGUGUUGGCACAUAGGGUGAGGACUGCUGUACUGUAUUUGAGAUGAUUCAUCACACCUCCAUGAUGUACCAACCUCUCCAGUCUCUUUUUAAUCUUACCAAAUUCACAUUUUUUAGGCAUCUUUGCUCUUUUAGCAUCAGCGGUUGCUUGGAAAGCAGUGCAGUCUGUUGCGCUCUGAGGUGAGAUGAUGUGGAUGCCUGGCAUGAAUUUAUGAUGCAUUCAACUGAAUACCUCUUCUAUCUAAAGGCCUUUGCUGAUGGAUAUAGUGGCUUAAAAUAAGACAAAGCUUCCGAAUACUGAACAGAGAAACAAAUACGAGCGUCGGUAUUCAGGUUGUUCGGGCCAGCCCCAAAGCGCACGAUCGCGAUAACAGUAAACAGAUACAUUGUGCUGCCCUAAUUCACAGUGUUGUAAAAAUGAGCCUGCGGUGUGGCAGUGAGUCACUGUAUGUAGAUGGAUAUUUGCUGUUACUUUGUUCUCAUUUUAAUUUUUUUUGUUCUGUAAUUUUAAUUCUUCAUUAUGGAAGCAGUUCGUUUGAAUUUCGUUCAUAUUUAAAGGAAUGAAACACUUAGGGUUGGGUGAAGAGGGUAGCUGCAGGACUCUAGUGGAGCUGUUACUAAUCAUUAACGUCUUAACACAUAUAUCCAGACCUGACACACCGACACGGCCACUUCAUAUUCAGCUUCUCCUUAGGGGCACACACACACACACACACACACACACACCAACACACACACACACACACCAACACUUGCUUAUCCCUUCCCUGAGUUCUGUCUCUCCAGAUUAACUUGCUGAUUUUUAACGUUCUAUUAAAUUAUUUAUUUUUGUCUUCUUUUGUUCUGGAUGAUCAGCUCCUAUCACAUCCUGUCCUGUGCCUGAAAGGCAUGAAUUACAGGUUUUGAGAAGUUGUAUGUGUGACUGAGUGUAACCUGAGAGUGUGUUUGCACGUAUUUGGUGUCUUGUUUUGAUUUCUUGUUUCUUGUUUCUUUAUACGAUCGCAUGCACAGGUCUGAACAGUCGAAUCACAGUAUUUUGUUGAUUUUUCUAAGUGAGCGUAAGUUAGUACUGACAGAGCUAACUUAUUUACAGGGAUUUAUUUGCUGGGUUUAAUGUAACUUUCGCAGAGGCCACAUUUUAUGUUUGUUUUAUUUUUCCCCCAACAUGUUUUGUUCAGCCAGUAAAGAGUAACUGUGCAUUAAAAUGUCUGUUCACCCAUUUCCACUUAGAAAAAUCAACAAAACAUGAGGGGCGAACAACUUCUGCACACAACUGUAUAUUGGACUGUGCUUAGCUCUGAUUACAAAGGACUUACAAAUAAUUUACACUGAUUUAAUUAAAAGAAUAGUAAAUAUUUAGCCUAAUGAUGCUUCAGGAACGAGUGCAUCGGCCUCAUAACAGGCCCGAGUAUUCAGCUACGUCGGACAUGAAGAAGCUGUUCGUCCUCAAUCACUGUUUAUAAAUGUUUACUUGUAAAAGGGUUAUGAAGGAAUACAGUAACAAAUAACUCUUCUAACAUGGCUAACAUUCUCCAAAAGCUACCCUAAUUAUGGGAUUUACACCAAUGCUGGUUUGGUUAAUCCUAGCUUUCACUUUUCAGUUAGCCUUGCUAGCAAUUGGUUGGAUACCUCUGUUAAUUAGCUUCCAAUCAAGAACUGAAAAAAACUGCUGUCAAGCCAAUCAGCAUCCACAAGCUUGAAAGGCUGCUGGGAGUGCUUUCCACUGGAGUUGCUCACUAGCGCCACCUGCUGGUGAAUACCUACUUUAAUUGUACUUUGACUUAGAUAACAUGCUAAGCUGAAUGGUAUUCAAUGGCUAUCGGUAAGUCCAGAUCGGUAAAUGUGAUUUCUUCAAGUAGAAGACCACUUAUUGGUGAAACAACAUCCUUUUUAACUAGUCAUUAAAUGCACACUUUUAGUGGUCUAAUCUAACAUUAGCUAACUGACUGGGGAGCACGUUCAGGUCUUAAAAUGUGCAGAAAACAUUUGUUCAGUCAGGAUUGACUGAACAGUGAGUUUUCCACCAUGGUAUCUGGGUACGUCCAGCCAAGCUAGCCUACAAGUUCUGCCAACAUGAAUACCUAUCAAAAUAAUUAACUGCCAGUGGAAUUGAUUUCCAAUGUGUGAGACCAACUUUGUGAGGAAAGAAAUGUCACUCUAAGUCUUCUGGAAGUCCCAGGUAUGAGACACACUGCUAAUACUAGCUUAACAAGGUUCCUGUUAGUUAUUAGGAGUGGAAAACAGCAGCAGUUUUAUGCCAGAACUCUUUACUAAAAGUCAGUGUAAAACUGCGACAUGCAAGGUAAAAUAUAUGUUAACGUCUGUCAGAAACGCCAGAUAGAACAUAUGGUCAUGUCUUUACAAACUUCAAAUGUUUGUGUUUAUUCUAGAACAUGCUAUAAGAAAUCCACUAACAGAAAUUAAUAUUAUAUAGCGUUUUUUCCCUCAUUCUCUGGGAUUUAUGAUGCAAACUGGAUGUCAAGCUCUAAUAGUUAGUCUUCCACUGUAUUUUACAAAUUUAUGUUUAACAGGAAAUUUAAAAAGGCUGUUAAUAUUCAACUGCAACUAAAUAUGAAUAAUUAAACUUUUUUUUUUGAAUAAUGAACAAGCUGUAAUGCAGAAAUAGAUGCAGAAAUUGACUGGGGUGAUGAUGUUGAGGGAUGUUUUAUCAUGUUUUACUUGAAGAAAUCACAUUCACCAGGAAAAGUCUUGUGCAUAAAAAUUGAAAGAAUGGUUUAAAGAUCAGUGUAAAGCCCAAGUGUACCCACCAGCGUGGUAGACCUGGGCUGCUACUGGCUAAUAGGGCCAGACAGAGGUGUUGGACCAGCACUGCACAUAUGCAUUUCAGAAAAAUUACAGAGGUGAUUUUAAAGAAAGAAUUUGAAGAAAAACUCCCAACAAUUUUGCUCAAAAAGCUAAGGCUAAGACGGCUAAGAUACAAGCGUAAUCAUUACCUCUCAUUAGCUUCCAUGUGGCCACUUUCAGGUUUAGAAUGACGAGAACAAUCCAACAUCGCAUCCUUAGGUUAGUCUGGGAGUUAUGAGUAUUUUAGUGCAUUCACUACAACAUGUUUAGUAUACAUUGCUGUGUAUGUAUUAGCAUGGUGGCUAGUGUUGUAGCUGUCCUAGUUUCUAUCAUUCUGUCUGUGUUUCUAUCAUUUAUCUAACCUCUAUUUUGGUGUGUCCUUCUGUGCCGUCUGGAAGCCAAUGGGAGGUCACCAUAUCUUUUCACCACAUCUUACUUUACAAGCAGGCUUUUCACAAGAAAGUACCAACAUUGUGCAAAAAUGAUGUGACAGAUGGGAAAAAGUGAGAAAACAUUAGAAUUUUUCUAAUAGAAAUCGAUGUAAACGUAUGAAGGACAAGCAAAUCUGCUAAUGGUUUGGGAGCGGAACUUUAUAAGACUACCUGAACUAAUAACAGGCUGAAUUAUCUUGCGGUUAGAUUAUUAAUCCCAAGAUAAAAUUAUAUUUAAGCCUUAUGUACAUGUAAUAGGUUAUUAGUUUCACAGUAGGAAGCAGUCCCUGCUGUUCUUUACCGGGGUCCAGAUUCCCGGCCUGUAUGUAGCGUGUUUUCAUAGCUGGCAAUAAACCAAUAUUUUAAAGAAAAUGAGAUGCUGUUAAGUUUUAACUUCUACUUUCCUUACAUCUGCAUGUUUUUUUACAGUGUUUGUGUUGUUUUGUGUUAGUAGUUUCAAUUCCUUCUUUUUAAGGACUUCAUGAGAUUUAAAAAUGUUUAUUCAUUCAGUGUUUAACCUGUACAGAUUUAAGUGCGUAAUCCUUCUGUGGAUAUUAAUUUGAUAGGAAGAAAUUAAACAAUCAAGAGUCGAGUCA
Messenger RNA from Colossoma macropomum (tambaqui), 10627 nucleotides. RefSeq names its product arf-GAP with Rho-GAP domain, ANK repeat and PH domain-containing protein 1-like. Gene Ontology annotation, biological process: positive regulation of GTPase activity; signal transduction. Lineage: Eukaryota; Metazoa; Chordata; Actinopteri; Characiformes; Serrasalmidae. The record is from RefSeq and is a predicted model, not a curated record. Gene Ontology annotation, molecular function: protein binding; GTPase activator activity; phosphatidylinositol-3,4,5-trisphosphate binding.